This is a messenger RNA of Dictyostelium purpureum, 1011 nucleotides long. RefSeq lists its product as uncharacterized. NCBI's taxonomy places the organism in Eukaryota, Evosea, Eumycetozoa, Dictyosteliales, Dictyosteliaceae. The coding region runs from base 1 to 1011 and encodes 336 amino acids. The record is from RefSeq and is a predicted model, not a curated record. The transcript has a single exon.
AUGUCAAAUGUAUUAGAAAUUUUUGUUGAUGGAACUGCAAAUGGUUUAAGUCAAUUAGAAGCCUUAAAAAACUUAGCACCAAAUAUUAAUAUACUUAAAUUCAGUGAUAACCCACUUUCAGAAGAUUUAAAUAUCGAAAAUGUUAUUGAGGGACUUGUUCAAGAAGAUACUUUAGUUCCAGGUUUUAAAGGCGACUUUGGUGAAGAUUUCAAAAUUCCAGACCAAAUUACUGAAGUAUAUUUCGAAUUAAUGUCUGGUCUUUUCAGCCACAAUAUUUUUAAAAACCACCCAAAUUUAAAAGUUUUAGAUUGCGGUAGAAAUUUUGGAGAACAAGCAAUUGAUUCAACUACUUUUCCACAAAGUCUUGAAAAGUUAAGUUUCCCAGUCUGGGGUAAAUUUACCCAAGAUUGCCUUCCAUCUGGCCUCAAAGAGCUCUCAAUGGAAUCUGUUCCAGAAGGAAACUUAGUCACCAAAGAAUUUUUCCCAGCUGGUUUAAAAAAAUUCAUUGCUAGCGGUGAAUUUAAUCAAUCAUUAUCUAUUCUCCCAAGAGGUAUUGAAUAUAUUUCACUUGGUUACCAAUUCACUACCCAAAUCUUACCAGGUGAUAUUCCAUCAACAUGUAAAUACAUCGAUUUUACCUCUGAAGGUCGUACUAAUCACAGCAAAACCCCACUCAUCCCAGGAAGUCUUCCAGAAGGUCUCAAGAUUGUCAAAUUUGCUCAAGGUUUCGAUCAAGAUCUUACUGAUAUUUUACCAAGUACAUUAGUCAAAUUAACUAUUGCUAAUGAAUUUACCCACCAAUUAAAAGAUUUACCACAAUCUAUUAGAAUCUUAGAUUUCUGUUUCUUAAAAACUUUAACCCAAACAUUCAAAGCUGAAGAUUUACCAUCAUCAUUAAAAGUUUUCAGAUUAUGCCAUGCUCAAAACAUUACUGUUGAAGGUUUUGAAGUUGAAAGAAAUGAAUUUGGUACUAAGCAAGAAGAUGAAGAAAUUUUAAAUGAAAAACUAUAA